AUCCAAGCCCAUUUUUUAACCUAACUUUUCUAUAUAAAUAUAACAACUAACAACACAAACAAUCCUAACCUAGAGCCUCUCCCACGCAUAUACUAUGCUGAUAGUUUUUCAGAAAACUAACCAGAACCACAAACUCAAAGUUACAUCAAAGGCCAUAGCAUCACAUCAUCCUCACUAUCAGGCUGACGAAUUUUCCAAUUUUUAUUCACUAAUUUCUUUUUUUAUCAUCACUUCAAUAAUCAUUCAACAAUCUCUAACUUGUAUAAUAAGUCAAUACAAUUUGUACAUAGUUUUUUUCUGCAGGAAAAAGAGAAAGCAAUUCAGUUUGCCUCAAGCCAAAACACAGCAAUACCAAUUUCACACGAAAAUAGAAUGGAAGAGCAGAUCCGCAUUUGAUGUGGCCGCGAUUGGAAAUUCGACCGGAAAAACCCGCGAGCGUCUCGCCGUCAACCUAGCACCGCCGGAAGUCGCCGACCACCGGAGUAACAUGCCACCGCUUCCGCUCUCGGGAGUACCACCGCUUCGGUUCGGGUUAGCCAAGAUCCUCCGACUACGCACCAUCAGAGCUAAGUUUCCAAUCCUUAUUGUAUUUUAUAUAAAUAUUAUUUUACUUUUUGCCUUUUGCCCAAAAUAGGGUUUGCCUCGAAUAGUCAAUACACUCACCCUUAUUUAUUUUCCUCUUAAUUUGUAGAGUUGAUCAAGGGGACUCAACAUAAUUAUUCAUCCCUCUUAUUCCUUAUUCUUUCUGUCUUUUAGUUUCCCCCAUCCCCGCAAUCCCCGCAGGUGUUUAUUGUAAUAGCGUAGGACAUAUAUCUUUCCGCCUUUAAUUUCUGCUCAUUUUAAACUGCGUGGUUAGUAAUCUUAGGGAGUGCAAGCCAGUAGAUAACUAAUUACAAGAUAAAUAUCUGAAUUAACCACCUGAUUACGCACCUUUAGGGUAAUCCCUCUGGUUGCCUUGUUGCCUUAUACUGUUGCCUUAUUGUUGCCUGUUGCCUCUAAACGUAUUAAUACUCAAAGUCCCUCGAGUCCGAGGAUACCUAAAGCAAUGUUGUCUGUCGCCUUCAGAGUUAUUGAAACUCCCCCGAGGUUGCCUUAUACAGAGUGAUUGUCCCAAUUGCUAAGGUAUCCUCGCAUGAUGCCUUAAAUGACUAUUAUGUCCUUCCCUUAGACUACCUGCCUUCUUUAUGGCAAGGGACAGUCUUGUGGUGAAUGAUAAUUUCUCGAUGACCCUUCAAACAUCCAAUUGAAAGACUUCCUGCCCUCUCAUGGUAUGGAUAGACCCUUUCACUCUGAAAAGCUAAAAGAACAAUUUUUCAAACUUAGGGUAGUUGCUAUUAAUUGCUUGCUCUAUUUCAAAUUCAAAAUCAAAUUCAAACUCUUUUUCCACUAAUUUUCAAGUACUUUUCAAAAGACUACGCUUAUUUACAAGCUAAAGUUCUUCUUCGAAAAAUCUUUUCAAACAAAUCAAACAUUUCAAACAAAGUAAGCUAAGCAAUUAAGAGCCCAUGGAUAACCAUGGAUACAAAGGGUGCCUUACACCUUCCCUUUGUAUAACUUACCCCCCGAACUCAAAAUGUUUUCAAAAGGUCUUUCCUGUUCUUUUAGCCUUUCCAAUUGGAUAAAAUAAAAGUCGGUGGCGACUCUUGCUAUCCGCAUAUUUCUUUUAAAGUCAGUUCACCGUAUUACAUUAGGUAUGGUGCAUCCGGACAACAUUGUGCAAGACGAUGAUGUAGUAGUUUCGGAAGUUGUCAACGUUAAUAACGAUCCGGUUAUUGACGUUAAAUCUAUGAUCAAUGCGGUUGAUGUACGACAAGAAUUUACAAAUGAUCGGAGCUUCGGUAGUCGUGAACAAUUGCUUGAUUGGGUUCGGAACGAAACUAGUAAACUUGGAUUUUGGAAUUGUUAUUUUAAGGUCCGACAAUGGAAAUAGUAGGCGGAAAGCUUUCGUUGUUUUGAAUUGCAAACGGGGUGGGAGUUAUGCACAAUCAAACCGGGUGCUAAAACACGAAGACACGGGAUCGAAAAAGUGCAGGUGUCCGUUUAAGUUGCGUGCUACUCGGAUGGUUGAUGAUUUGUGGCGUUUAAGCGUCAUUUGUGGAGUUCAUAAUCAUGCCUUGGAUGUCAAGUUACACGGGCAUCCAAUUGUGUGUCGUUUGUCCCGCGAAGAGAAGAAUGUGAUUUCGGAUUUAUCGAUAGUUAAAGUGGCGCCUCGCAACAUACUUUCCGAUUUGAAACGGAAAAAACCGGAUAGAGUUUCAAAUAUCAAGCAAGUUUACAAUGAACGACACAAUCUCAAAGUCUUGAAAAUGAGCCCUCGGUCGGAAAUGCAACAACUUUUGAAACUAUUAGGCAAUAACCAAUAUGUGUCAAGCUUCCGAACGUCCGAGGACAAAGUUACGGUGCGUGACAUUUUUUGGACUCAUCCCGAAAGUAUCAAAUUGUUCAACACAUUUCCAGCCGUUCUUCUGAUGGAUUCGACGUAUAAGACCAACAAGUAUAUGCUUCCUCUUCUAAAGAUUGUCGGUGUGACCUCGACGGACAAGACUUAUUCGGUCGGGUUUGCUUUUUUGGAGUGUGAAAAAGAAGAAAACUUUACAUGGGCUUUGGGAAUAUGCAAGUCUUUGUUAGUUGAUCAAAAGGUUAUGCCAAACGUCAUUGUCACCGACCGGGACAAUGCUUUGAUGAAUGUGGUCGAUACCGUCUUCCCGACAUCUACCGCGUUACUUUGUCGGUAUCACAUAACUUGCAACGUGAGAAGUAAGUUGAAACCCGCGGUUGAGACAAAAUAUAGGCCGGAUGAAAACGGUAAAGUUAUCAAAGUCGGUGUUGUGGUUGAUAGGAUAAUGGCGGCAUGGAGGGAAAUUUUAGAUGCAUACUCCGAAGAGGUGUAUACCGAGAAAUUGGUACACUUUAGGUCUUUGUGUGGUUCCAUUAAGACUUUUUGUCAUUACGUCGAAUCCACCAUUCUUGACAAAGUCAGGGAAAAAGUCGUGUGCGUUUGGACAAAUCGAGUUAGACAUCUUGGUUGCACCACGACUAACCGAGUUGAAUCCGCACAUGCGGUCUUCAAGAGGUAGUUGGGUGAUAGCAAGGGAGAUUUGUGUCGGGGAUGGGACACUGUGAACCAAAUGCUUGAAAAUCAACACAAUGAAAUUCAAACAUCGUUCGGUCGGAGCAAGACGGUUAUGGAACACCGGUAUAAGGGCCAAAUUCUAUUCUCCCAAUUGAGUUACAACAUAUCCCGAUCGGGUUUGAAUUUUUUGUUUCAUGAAGCGAAGCGGUCGGAGACCACGGGGCCGGAUAGUUCUUUAUGUGGGGUGUUAAGUGCCAAAUUGUAGUUAUUUUGUGUAUGUAAAUAGUGGCACUUAUCAAUGCUUUAUGUUAAUACCGUUUGAAUAAUUCCCCGUUUUUGUUUAAAUACGUAUACUUUGUGAAUAGAUGUAUUUUCAUACACUUUUAUACCGUUUGAUAGUUUUGUUGUAUUUUUGUAGGUAUUCUUGCGUUUUCGGAGCCUUGAGGAAUAAAGUGUCGAAGACACGGCUGCGAGAGCAAAGAGGAAAUAAUUCUGCUGUUCUGGUGCAGGGCGCUUCGCGCGCUGUAGGGCGCGUCGCGCCCUCUUUGAGUUUGAAGAACAAAAGCUGGCAGAAGUUAGGGCGCGUCGCGCCGGAUUAGGGCGCGUCGCGCGCUAGGGCGGUUUGGUAAAUUUAUACAGGGCGCGUCGCACUGAAAUAGGGCGCGUCGCGCCCACUACGAAACUCAGUUUUGUAUAAAUAGUUAAUAACAUAUUUUUUUAGGUUUUUUAUCACCUCUUCUUGACAAGUUGAGCUCUGAUCCUUUUUUGGUAGUUUAGAGGCUUAGGAAACACCAUUGGGUGCGACGUCAUGUGGAUUGAUCAUGGAUCUGACUCGAUUUCAUUGUACCGGUGAGAUCUUUCCGGUUCAUCUUCUCUCUUCCCUUUGUUUCAUUUCAAUGGUGGGUGUUGUAUGUAUAUUUCUACUCUUAUUGUAUGUAUAUUUGUGGAUCUUGGGAUCGUUUAUAUAUUCGCUUUACAAAUCAUCAUUGUUGUUGUUCUUGAUCUUUUUGCUUAAAUGCUCUGGAUUUGUGUUAUUGCAGACAUGGACACCAUAGAUCUUGAUUAGGAAUGAUAACUGUUAGUUUCUGGGUUGCAGACAUGGAUUCAGGACUAACAAUCUUAGUGGGUAUCGAGUCUAAUGCCUCCGUGUUGUUUGUGUCGGUGGAGAAAUCGCUGAUGUGAAUAGUGUGGUUGAGCUUUCGUCGGUGUUGCAAACAUGGGCAUCGAUGUGGCAUCUCGAGUGAUGCCCGGUGAUGUUGAUGCGUAUUGUGAGUGUAGAGCGAUAGAUCUUCAGAUUUAAGUAUUCGACGAGUAGAACGAAAUGCAAUUUCAUAACUAUUUCUCUUAGGCUAUUGAGAUUGUUUAUCUGCUUUUAUUUACUUUUCCCGCAUUUACUUUUCCGCACCCAAAUCAUGAAACUUAGAACGCGAGAUAGUCGAACGGCGGUUCUUCUCACCAAUCUCUGUGGACUACGAUACGAUAUAACCUAUAUCACCCGGUAAUAAAUAAUACCUAUUACUUUUUGCUUGCCGCUUUACCGCUCCAACAAAAUGGCGCCGUUGCCGGGGAUUGGUUGAGAUUAAUCGCAUUGCGAUGGUUUUAUGUUUUAAGUUUCGUAUAGUUUUGAUU
Molecule: messenger RNA, 4702 nt
Organism: Vicia villosa (hairy vetch)
Lineage: Eukaryota; Viridiplantae; Streptophyta; Magnoliopsida; Fabales; Fabaceae
Product: protein FAR1-RELATED SEQUENCE 5-like
Exons: 2
Coding region: 1794-3077 (427 amino acids)
Molecular function (GO): DNA-binding transcription factor activity, RNA polymerase II-specific
Source: RefSeq, a predicted model, not a curated record